This is a messenger RNA of Microdochium trichocladiopsis, 1823 nucleotides long. RefSeq lists its product as uncharacterized. Bases 275 to 1540 code for a protein of 421 amino acids. Lineage: Eukaryota; Fungi; Ascomycota; Sordariomycetes; Xylariales; Microdochiaceae. Gene Ontology annotation, molecular function: oxidoreductase activity. The transcript is spliced from 3 exons. The record is from RefSeq and is a predicted model, not a curated record. Gene Ontology annotation, cellular component: mitochondrion.
CCGAGGUCAUGGUGGAGAAGUGAAGAUGUCCUUGUUUGAGAGCCCAUGACAGAAACAACACUCGUAACUUGACAGUGGCGUCCUUCAUAGAUACGCGAGGGCACUUGCAUUCGACGACUUGGCACCAAGUACGGGUUUUCUAUCUUUUUACCAGGGUUAUUCUUUUCGUUUCACCCAGCAUCCCCUCCGUAACACACUGACAGGGGGGCUUUGAAAGCUUGGGCGUGUUCGUCAAUUGCUCAAUCUGGUGUCGGGGCAGUCAGGCCGUAGGUUCAUGUCAAGAACCCUGUUCCUCCCACGAAGCUCUGCUAGAGGUGUAGUAGGGCUCUCGGUAUAUUUGCCUGCUUGUCGCGCGGUCGGAGUCAGAACAGGCUCUGCUCACAUCUUUCGUUACCCCCGGUUGUUCUGCAGAACCGUCGUGAUGGUCGGCGGCGGCGGCACGGCAGAGGAGAAGAAGCCGAAAGGUGAGAGUGUGCCGCAUUUGGAGAGGACGGCCGGAGAGCCUAGGGAGAAGUCCCUAAUCCCCGUCGUGAUACAAAGAGUCGAUCGCGUCAACGACCAGAUCCGUCUCUUCCGUCUGGGUUUACCGGCGUCCGCGCAACCCGUCAAGUUCCUCCCAGGCCAGUGGUUGGACGUAUACUGCCCGGGCAUCGCGAAGGCGGGCGGCUUCACGCUGACCUCGUCCCCCUCAACGGCUCUGCCUCGAAACGCCCCGGCGACCACGGGCCAUGGGAGCAGCGCAGAAAGUAACAGCACCGACAACGGGAUAGGCCGGGGAUAUCUCGAGCUCGCUGUCCAGAGGUCCCCGGACAACCCGCCCGCAGCGUGGUUAUGGCAGGAUCAGGAUGCGCCUGACCAUGUCACGAGUGGAGGCGAGCAUCGCAGCAGCAGCACUGACUCGGACACUUCGUCCGCAGUCAUUGGGAGAGAGCUGCAGGUCCGGAUCGGCGGAAGCUUCACCUGGCCGCCACCUCCUACCGUCGAUGUCGCGAGUCUUCGCAAGGUUGUCUUUGUCGCGGGUGGUGUGGGCGUGAACCCACUGAUGAGCAUGCUGAGCUACCUCGCCGAGGGACCCUCUGGUGUAGACGGGGUAAGGAAUCAUCAGUUCGAGGUCGAGUUCUUGUACUCGGUCAAGGACCCGGCGGGAGGUGGUGUUUCUGGAAGUAAGAAGGCGAUGGGGGAACAGCGGCGGGGAGAGGAAGUUCUCUUUCUGGACCGUAUCGCACGGGUGUUUGAAGAGGGUCAUGUCAAGGGGCGUCUCAGACUAUUCUUGACGGGUCUAGCGACCGGCGAUGGCACGAACGGCGAGGUUGUUUGUGCAGAUGCAGGGAUCAAGAUACCUUUUGAGAAGAGGAGGAUCACUGUUGACGAUGUAGCAUCCGUUAUUCAGAGCACAGACGGGCCAUCAGCAGCGAAGGAUGCCGCCGUGGUGUACAUCUGUGGUGUGCCGAGCAUGACGGAUGAGUUUGUAAGGCAGCUCACAGACCCUGAAGGGGUCGGAAUGGCGAGGGACAGAGUGCUCUGUGAGAAGUGGUGGUGAUUUUCUCACAAGGUCUCGGUCCCCUCUCCAGAAUGGACGCGGUACUGCACUUGGUAUGAAUGAUGAUGUAGGGGUGAAAGCGUGCUGAGGUGUUGAAGCCAAACUCACAACUCUCACAACUUGCAACCAUUCACUGGUUUGGUCACUGUCAAACACAGUCUCGCCGUCACACACACACACACUCUCUCUGCAAUAAUUCUCCGUCUUCUGUCGUUGUUACGAAAGCUCGCAAAAGCUCUGCUACUCGCACACAAAGACUGUACGUAUGCAAACUCAAUUGCAC